AUCCCUUGCAAGUUAUCCCCCUCCUCCUGCAAGUUAUCCCCCAUCCCCUGCAAACAUAUUUUCCCCCUUCCCUUGCAAGUUAUCCACUUCCCUACAUGUUAUCCCCCUUCUCUUGCAUAUUUCCCCCUUCUCCUGCAAGUUAUCCCCCUUCCCUGCAAGUUAUCCCCCUUCUCUGCAUAUCCCCCUUCUCUGCAUGUUAUCCCCCUUCCCUGCAUGUUAUCCCCCUUCCCUGCAAGUUAUCCCCCUUCUCUGCACGUUAUCCCCCUUCCUUACAUGUUAUCCCCCUUCCCUUGCAUAUUAUCCCCCUCCUUACAUGUUAUCCCCCUUCCCUUGCAUAUUAUCCCCCUUCUCCUACAAGUUAUCCCCCUUCCCAGACAUAUUAUCCCCCUUCUCUGCAUGUUAUCCCCCUUCCCUGCAUGUUAUCCCCCUUCC
Messenger RNA from Lottia gigantea (owl limpet), 432 nucleotides. RefSeq lists its product as hypothetical. The record is from RefSeq and is a predicted model, not a curated record. The transcript has 2 exons. Lineage: Eukaryota; Metazoa; Mollusca; Gastropoda; Lottiidae. The annotation marks the transcript as partial.